GUUUCCGAUGGAUUUUUUUAAUUCAGUUUGAAUUAAAUCUCACAAGGAAACCUUUCGAAGUAAUUCACCACUUUUGAGUUGAUAUUUUGGGCAUAUAUAGGGAACACCUCGACUAUAAUAACUCUAAAAGGAUUGGGAUCCAUGGCCUUCCUGUCUUGAGAUAUUGAAUUUUCAAGUUCCUGGAUAAUACAGUGAUUUUGACCAUGUAUCAUUAUAUCAUAAAACAAACGAAAACGUACUAUAAGCUAAAACUUUUCUGAUGAAUAUAUUUCAGCAAUGUGGUCUAAACCAAUCUAACGAAUUAUUUUCGAACUUAUGGUGCCGCGUAGAUAAAUACUAAGUAGAGUGUGGGUGAUGGUGAGAAGAAAUCUUAGCACAUCGCCAACACCCAGUCUCUCAUAUAAAAAUUUACUAUUGUUUAAUAAAGCUUAAUGAUAAAGUAUUUUGUCAUAAAAAAUUACACAAUUUUUUAAAUCCGUGGCUCUUGAUAAAUUCGACUCAAUUUCAAACAAGCAUAUUAUGGCAUUUUCAUUUGACAGUGAUCAAAAUCUUUACAAACACUUGAAUCUCGUAGUAAGUAAUUGAAAAUGACUUAUAAGUAAAACACUAAUUUUUUUUUUAUUGAAUUCAACGUGCAACUGUUGUUGAACAAGAUCUUUGUCAAUUAAUCGAACAAUUGAAAUUUUUCCAAUAGUAGUUUUUCUUUUAAAAUAUCAAGAUUUCAUCUUUUAAUAUAAUUUUGUAGUUGUUAUUCUAAAAUGAUUGUACUUCAAACAUGAAUAUAUUAAAAAAUAAUUUGUUCUCAUUUGAUAUUAAAAAAAAAUAUUUUCUAUAUAAUCGUUUUCUAAUGCAAUUGACACUUUCUGAGGACGAGAUUAAUCUUAAAAACAAAUGAAAUAUUCUGAAACUCUCAAAUAAUCUACUCUUUUGUCAUAGAAUGCAUGAGAACUUUAUGUAUAUAGUAGUGUUAUAUUAUAUUUUCAAUAACACAUCUAUUGUCUCAGCUAGCAUGCAAGUUAUAACUGUAUCAUAUGAGAUAUAUGAAACCCGAUUAUGAGUUAAAUCAAAUCUAAAUAUAACGUUAUAUACAUAUUACGAUUUUAAAACUUUUGGAGAUAUCGUUUCGACUAUUAAAAAUAUGAUUAUAUCCACUGCAUAGAGCUCAAUGAGUUAAACUUGAAACUAGAAUAGGAACUUAAGAAUACAUUCCUGGAUGAAUCACCAACGAUAUAACUCAAAUCAGCUAUUAACUUUACCGAUGUAUAUUUUUUCAUGCGAAUACACAUCAUGUAUUAUUCUUUCUUUUAUCGACUAUGCACGUGUUUACAAGGUGAAUAAUGGUUUUCUCUAUUAUUCUCGCUAUUGCUCUCAUUCAUUCAUCCAUUUUUCAAAACGACAAAGUAUGUCAUCAACUGUAGCACACGAUUUAGAGAACAAAAUUGUCGACUGACUCAAUAAGCAUGAAAACAAAAUUGAGCUUCAAAUUUCUGAAGGUUCACUUCAUCAACUUACACCAACGAUUUACACGUAUUCAAGUCCUGGAACAUCUAUAAGUAUUGGCUUCAAAAACCCACUUCAGCAAGACACGGUUAACCUUGAAGAAUUACAACGAAAUUUCAACUACGUUGCACUCGAUAAGCUUCCAUUAUUCGGUUUAGAUGUUCCAUCAAACUGGGAAGUUUAUCCACAAACACCCGUAUCAUCUUUUGACGAAGGUGUUCAUAUCAGUGCAUAUGAAAAUGGUCGAUUACGUAUGAUUAUAUCUACAUGUUUCUUUGCCAUCUAUGGUCGUCAAAUGCAGAAACAUCCUAUUAUGGACAAAGCAGCAGAUGAAGGCACGUAUGUGCAAGUGCGACGAGAUAUUAAAGGCAUCAUCAAACUGGAUCUGCCAAUUGUUAUCGAAUAG
Rotaria sp. Silwood1 is the source of this 1906-nucleotide messenger RNA. NCBI's taxonomy places the organism in Eukaryota, Metazoa, Rotifera, Eurotatoria, Philodinida, Philodinidae. The record is from the annotation of a GenBank genome assembly.